Elgaria multicarinata webbii is the source of this 919-nucleotide messenger RNA. RefSeq names its product nicotinamide N-methyltransferase-like. Gene Ontology annotation, molecular function: N-methyltransferase activity. Bases 142 to 918 code for a protein of 258 amino acids. Gene Ontology annotation, cellular component: cytosol. NCBI's taxonomy places the organism in Eukaryota, Metazoa, Chordata, Lepidosauria, Squamata, Anguidae. The record is from RefSeq and is a predicted model, not a curated record. The transcript is spliced from 3 exons.
GAGCUGAUGAGCUGAGCUGUCAGUGAGGCUUGACUGAGAGAGAAGCCUUGGAUUGCAUCACAGAAACAAGGAGGCGGAACCAAAAAUACACAGUUUUAAAGACCAGCCCAAGAAAGAACAGCUGAGGAUUUUGCAAGGAUCAUGGAGGGACGCUUCACAGAAAAAGACUUUUAUGCUGAGCAUUUUGUUCCAAAAGAUUAUUUGGAGACAUACUACGCUUUUCAUCCUGAGAAAAAGGAUGAGAGCGCCAUGUUAACUUUUUGUCUGAAAAAUCUCCACAAGGCAUUCACUCUAGAUGGCAUCAGAGGAGACACCCUGAUUGAUAUUGGGAGUGGGCCCACCAUCUACCAGUUCCUCUCUGCCUGUGAGUCCUUCCGAGAGAUCAUUGCCACAGAUUAUACCGAUCAGAACCGGGAAGAGAUGCAACGCUGGCUAAAGAAGGACCCGGAAGCUUUCGACUGGAGCCCAGUGGUGAAAUAUGUGUGUGAGCUGGAGGGAGACAGGGAAAAGUGGGCGGACAAGGAAGAGAAGGUCCGAAGAGCCGUCAGGCAGGUACUGAAAUGUGACGUGACCCAACCCAGUCCCCUGGGCCCGCUGGCUCUUCCUCCAGCAGACUGCUUGCUCUCCUCCUUGUGUCUGGAAGGGGCUUGCAAAGACCUGCCGACCUAUCGCUCUGCCCUGAAGAACAUCAGCUCCCUUGUUAAACCAAAGGGCCACCUUGUCUUAUAUGCCAUCUUUGAAGAAACCUACUACAUGGUUGGCCAGCAGCGGUUCUCUUGCCUGUAUUUGGAGCGGGCAUCUGUAGAGGAAGCCCUGAAAGAGGCCGGCUUUGCUAUUGAAUGGGUCCAGGAGAACAGGUUCCUCAUCCCUUUUACUGAUGCUAAAGCGGUAUGCACAGUGGUGGCCCAGAAGCUCUGAG